UACUUAUAAAGACUGGUGUAGUCCGGUGCCCUGUGAGGGGGCCUUUCAGGAAGCAAAACACUGGCCCCGUGCCACUGUGUAUCUAGGACAAAGUUGGGAGGCGGGGCCAGCUGGGGAAAUGUAGUCGGAAGAGAGGCAUCGUCCUUGUAUCUAAUUCUGCCCGUACACGACGAGUGAAACCAGCUAUUAAAAGUCAACGUUGGUUGUGAGAGCCGUUAAACUGUGGCUGUGUAGCUCGCCAAAUCCACGCGGGUCAACGGUUAAUGUGAGGUGUGGUUUUUGGCACCGCUAUCAGGACUGGAAAUACGUGACACCCGCUCCAUAACAAAGAAAUCCAAUGACGUCUUCGAAAAUAUCCACGUCUGUGUGCUUAUGGGAACAAGGAGGUCAGAACCGGCGAAUCUAGCGCUGCCGCUUACCAGCUAAACCACGAGCCCCAGAGCCAUUUUGAGAAUGCUCCCGAGGCUCGCUGCCUCCCUACAGCGGCCCACUGCUGCUCCCCUCGCCACCGCAAUACGAUGCGUCUCCUCGGGCACAGUGGACAUCACCGACCCGCUGAACUUCUGGGCUGGGAAGAGAUGGCCGAGCCAAGAGAAGUGCAACAAGGAAAAGGUUUACGAACCUGCAACAGGGCGAGUCUUGUGCCAUUUGGAGCCGUGUGGUGCUGUGGAGAUCGAAGAGGCUGUGACAGCUGCCAAGUCGGCCUUUAGCUAUUGGAGCAAAAUGUCUGGCAUGGAGAGGGCGAGGAUCAUGAUAGAAGCUGCCCUUAUCAUUGAGAGCAGGAGAGAGGAGAUAGCUGAAAUGGAGGUGGUCAACAAUGGCAAGUCCAUCACAGAAGCCCGUCUGGAUGUGGACUCUGCCAGACUGUGUAUAGAGUACUAUGCAGGGCUGGCCAGCACUCUGGCAGGCCAGCAUGUCCAGUUGCCGGGGGGAUCCUUCGCCUACACCCGCAGGGAGCCUCUGGGAGUCUGUGUCGGCAUCGGUGCCUGGAAUUAUCCUUUCCAGAUAGCUGCGUGGAAAUCAGCUCCAGCCCUGGCCUGUGGCAACGCCAUGGUGUUCAAGCCGUCGCCGGUGACGCCUGUGACAGCGGUCAUUCUGGCAGAGAUCUACGCUGAGGCUGGAGCUCCAGAGGGGCUGGUCAACGUGGUGCAGGGCGGCCAGGAGACCGGCAGUUUACUCUGUCACCAUCCUGACAUUGCUAAGGUGUCCUUCACUGGCAGUGUGCCCACAGGCAAGAAGAUUAUGGAGAUGGCCUCCAAGGGGGUGAAGCCCGUGACUCUGGAGCUUGGGGGAAAAUCUCCUCUGCUCAUCUUUCAGGACAGCGAUCUGGAGAACGCUGUGAGAGGAGCUCUCAUGGCCAACUUCCUGUCUCAAGGCCAGGUCUGCAGCAACGGCACAAGGGUUUUUGUUCAGAAGGAUAUUCUGCCUGAGUUUGUGGAGGAGGUGGUGAAGAGGACACAGGCCAUCGAGAUAGGAGACCCGCUGUUGGAGAGCACCCGAAUGGGAGCACUGGUCAGCCAGCCACACCUGGAAAAAGUCCUGUCCUUUGUUGAUCAGGCGAAGAAGGAGGGAGCGACGGUGUUGUGUGGAGGUGAACGUUUUGUCCCGUCAGAUCCCAAACUCAAAGGUGGAUACUACAUGACUCCCUGUGUACUGGGUGACUGCACAGAUGAGAUGACCUGUGUGAAGGAGGAGAUCUUCGGUCCUGUCAUGUCUGUGUUGUCGUUUGAAACAGAAGAGGAGGUGCUGCUGAGAGCCAACAACACAGACCUGGGCCUGGCUGCAGGAGUUUUCACUAGGGACGUGAGGCGAGCCCAUCGUGUGGUGGAAAACCUCAAAGCUGGUUCCUGCUUCAUCAACAACUACAACAUCACUCCUGUGGAGGUGCCCUUUGGAGGGUUCAAAAUGUCAGGCAUAGGGCGGGAGAACGGUCAGGUGACACUUGAAUACUACUCUCAGCUGAAGACUGUGUUUGUGGAGAUGGGAGACGUGGACAGCCUCUUCUAGGACAUGCAUAAAAAGGUGGAGCUGUGACAGUGACCCAGAGACUGAAACAGAUGAUGUGAACCAGAACAGCACUUCAGGGAAAAACCAUCAAAUGCUUAAGUGCAGAGGAAGAAGCCUGGAUCAAGGGAGCUCAAGUCCGUCCUGAAAAUGAGCCAUGAUUUUUUCUAAUAUUUUCAGAAUGUGAGGGAAAUGUAAUUCUGAGGCAGUCAGCCAUGGGAAUAUGGAACUGCAAAAAUUUGUCUUAAAUCUGAAACACCUUGUAGUUUGUGUGAAGUUGAUCAAGUUAAAGAUUGUUCUCAGUAUUUACUGAACUUUGAUUUCAACAUCUAGAGCAUUAAUGAGUCAUAAUGUGAUAUAUAUGAUUUGCACUAUGUUUUGUUGCUUAAUAUGUUCAUGUCCUGUGUCAUCGAGGUACAGAAUAACUUUUUUACAGAGUUGUACUUAAGAACAAAAAUGUUUACAAGUCUAGCUUUAUUUCUUGAACAAUACACAUCUGUAUAUUUUUAUACACACAAAAUACUAAAAAAUGAAGCACAUUGAACACAGUGUUUAAAUUACAGCUGCGACAAUACGAUUGUGCCUUGUCUGUAGAGAUAAUUAUGUAAAGAACCUGUCUAAUACAUUUUCAUAUCAAAUAAAU
Messenger RNA from Epinephelus fuscoguttatus (brown-marbled grouper), 2647 nucleotides. RefSeq names its product aldehyde dehydrogenase 9 family, member A1b (gene aldh9a1b). The record is from RefSeq and is a predicted model, not a curated record. NCBI's taxonomy places the organism in Eukaryota, Metazoa, Chordata, Actinopteri, Perciformes, Serranidae. Bases 454 to 2007 code for a protein of 517 amino acids. Gene Ontology annotation, molecular function: 4-trimethylammoniobutyraldehyde dehydrogenase (NAD+) activity; aminobutyraldehyde dehydrogenase (NAD+) activity. The transcript is spliced from 12 exons.